Messenger RNA from Nicrophorus vespilloides, 5601 nucleotides. Its product is annotated as serine-rich adhesin for platelets-like. Lineage: Eukaryota; Metazoa; Arthropoda; Insecta; Coleoptera; Silphidae. The record is from RefSeq and is a predicted model, not a curated record. The transcript is spliced from 9 exons. Bases 1 to 5601 code for a protein of 1866 amino acids.
AUGUCCAGUUCGGAGAUAUCCUCGUCCUCAGAUAAUUCCAAGAAUGAGCUAUGCCCGUGUUCGGCGAAUACGUCCAUCAAACCUGAGGAUAGGGUGCCGUGCUUGGAGAGAGCCCUCUCCCAGACGAGGAACACUCUGAAAGCCAAAGAGUCGGUGGUAAAGAUGCAGAAGCAGCAGCUGAAGAAGCUCGAGGAUAUGUACAAAAAAUGUUUGGAGGAGAACGACGCACUCAGCUACGCAAACAAGAAAACGAUGGACGAUCUAGAGAACCUGAGAAUUAUCAAUAAACAGUAUGAAGGGAAAAUCGUGAACACCAGCAACCAUAGUAGCAGGAAUGACAUCAGUGAUAUCAAUGAGUCCAGUAAUAGGAGUAGCAAGGAUAGUGGACACAUGGUUAAUAAGCAUAGCAUCCAUGGAAGCACGGAUGGUGAAGUCUGUAUCUGCAGCGCCGAUUGCAACGAUGAAUGCACCAAAGCCAAUGAUUGCGUAGAAGAAAUUGUCAUCGCUGAAGUUAUGCCCAAUUCAAAUAGCAUCGGAGAUGGACACGAAAGCAGAACGCAGAAUGUAGAAUUAAACGAUUCCAGUUCAACCAAAAAUAAUGAAAACUUUGUCGAAAGUAACGAUAAUGAUGAAGAGCUUUGCGAAUGUCCACACCUGAAACCCGAAGAAAAAUCAGAAGAAAGCCCACAAGUAAGAUCAGAUCAGAGAUCAAACAGUAAUAGUCCAAGAUCCAGCAAAAACGAAAGUUUAGAUCAAGACCUGAAUGCUGAGCAAACCGAAGAAACGAAUUCGAAUCCGAGUGAAGAAUCUAAUAGCAAAGACAAAGAAAGCAUCACGCAAAGUCCAAAAUUAAAUAGUCUUGAUGAAAGCAACAAAAUUGAAUCUGCAACUGUAGAUCUCGAAUCAUGUAUAUGCCCUAACACCAGUUGCAGUAGAAAACCAGCAAGUAUAAAAUCUAAUAGUCCAAAUGAAGGAAGUGUUAAGAGCGGAAGCCUCAAUAAUAAUAGUCAUGAGAGUAGUAAAAAAGGAAGUGAUAAUAGUAGUGGGAGUGGUAAAGUCGUGGAAAACCCAAGCGUUAUAACGGAAGAACUUCCAGCAACAAAUUCUAAUGAAAAAAGAAACAGUUGCGCGUGCCCGAUUAAGAAACCCGAUGCAAAUUUACAAUCAAAAAGCCAAAUUGAAAAUGUUGAUGAAAAAUUAAAUGUUGACCAUGAACUAAAUGUUGAUGCAGAAAAUCGGAGUGUUCUCAGUGAGAAAAUUGAUGAGGUAGAUCCUAUUGUAACUAAAAAGAGUUGCGCUUGCAGUAACAAAAAUCGCGAUGGAAGUCAAAAGUCGAAGAGCGUUGAUAGUUCAAAUGAAAGUAACAAAGCGAGUGCUGAAAUAAUUGAUGAAUUACAAGCAAAUGCUAGUGUAGACAGUUCUAAAAAAAGCAGCCAAGGAAGCACUGAUAGCAAGUUAGUUGAUGAACAGAGUGUUGGAAAAAGCAGUGUAAAUGCGAGUAACGAAAUGGAAGAUAAGACUAGUGUUGGACGUUCAAAUGAAGGAAGUAUUAAUAGCAAAUUAGCUACCAGUGAAAGUGUUGGUGAUGAUGAAAUUGCCGAUCUAAAUGCGUGUUUAGCAAAAGAUAAAAAAAGAAAAUGCGCAUGUUCUUCCAAAGAAAUUAAUAAAUCUCAAAGUUUGAUUGUAGGAGAUCAACAAAGCGUAACAAGUAGCAAGAAAGGAAGCGUGUCUUCGAGCGUAAAAGGAAGUCCAAAGAAGGAAAGUAUAAGUUCUAAAUCGAAUAGUGCAAAAGAAGGUAAUGGUAGCUUACUUGGAGAUGAAAUGAAAAGUAUACAUUCAAGUGUCAAAAGCAGCGAAAGCCCUAAAUCCAAUAACAAUGUCGAAACGGUUGCUCAAAGUUCCAGAUGUGGCUGUGCCGUCGGUCCAAUGCAGGAAACUGAGUUAUCAAAUGAUAAAAUUUUAGUUGAACCUGUUUCACAGCAGGAUCGUCAAACGGAUCCUGAUAUAAUCGAUAAUGAGGUUGGGUCAUUGAAAACAAAUAGCGUUGAAAGCGACAAUGUUCCUGAAGAAACUAUAAAUUCGGUAAACGAAAAGAAAGAUUGCUCUUGUCAUGUUAAGAGUUGCAAGCAAAAUAUGAAUGCUGAUGGCACUCAUAGUCCGAAGAGUCAGAAUAGCGCAAAAUCAAAUAGUCUUAACUCUAGUAAAAAGGGUAGUUUGGAUGGGAGUGAAAAUCACAGUCAAGAUUCAAGCAAAAAAGGUAGCUUAAACGGUAGUGAAAACCCAAGCCACGCAAGUCAAGAUUCAAGUAAGAAAGGAAGUUUGAAUGGAAGUGAAAAGCAAAGUCAAGAUUCAAGCAAGAAAGGAAGUCUGAACGAAAGUAAGCAUAAAAGUCAAGAUUUGAGUAAUAACAGCCAUAAAAAUGGUGGUAGUGAGAUUGAAAUAAAGAAGACUGGAAAAGGAUGCGGGUGUGCUAUUUCAAGCAGCGUUAAAAGUUCGAGUUUGACACCCGAUGUAAUUAAAGAAGAAAGUCAAGAUUUAAGCAAAAAAGGAAGUUUGAACGGAAGUAAACUUGAAAGUCAAGAUUCAAGCAAGAAAGGAAGUUUGAACGGAAGUAAACAUGAAAGUCAAGAUUCAAGCAUGAAAGGAAGUUUGAACGAAAGUAAACAUGAAAGUCAAGAUUCAAGCAAGAAAGGAAGUUUGAACGGAAGUAAACAUGGAAGUCAAGAUUCCAGUAAUAAUAGCCAUAAAAAUAUUGGUAGUGAGAAUGAAUUGAAGAAGACUGGAAAAGGAUGUGGGUGUGCUCUUUCAAGCAGCGUUAAAAGUUCGAGUUUGACACCCGAUGUAAUUAAAGAAGAAAGUCAAGAUUCAAGCAAGAAAGGAAGUUUGAACGGAAGUAAACAUGAAAGUCAAGAUUCAAGCAAGAAAGGAAGUUUGAACGGAAGUAAACAUGAAAGUCAAGAUUCAAGCAAGAAAGGAAGUUUGAACUCAAGUAAACAUGGAAGUCAAGAUUCGAGUAAGAACAGCCAUAAAAAUAGUGGUAAUGAGAAUGAGAUGAAGAAGACUGGAAAAGGCUGCGGGUGUGCUAUUUCAAACAGCGUUAAAAGUUCGAGUUUGACACCCGAUGAAAGUAUCAAAUCAAGUUCAAAAACCAAAAGUAUCACAAGUUCAGAUGCAAGCCCAAAAAGUAAGAGUACAAUCAAUGCAGAUGCAAGCCCCAUUGGAGAGGAAAACUCUCCAAAAGAUAGCAAAGUCUCAAGCACUACUUCAACCUUAAAAGCGGGUUUGGCGGCAAACGUUACGUGCGUGAAGAAUAUUAAGAUUGUUCUUGAAAGCCAGAAUUCCAAGCUGGAAACGAUCUUAACAUUAUUGCGUGCUCAGGGUGCUAGCAGCAACUUUGAGGAACUGCGCGAUGAGAUUCAAGUGCUGAAGAAUAUGCUGCAUUCGAACAAGGAAACUGAGGAUAAUUCGAAGUAUUCACAGCUGGAGGAGCUGAAUCAAACAUUAGAGAUUGAGAUCUUAGAUCUACGUGAACAGCUACAAAAGAGUCAAAAGGGCAUGGAAGAUCUGGGAAUGAUUCUCAUCAACGACAUUACUCAUCGAUCCAGCGAUAUUGCAAGGAACAUCAAGAGUAAAUUUGACAAUAAAUGUUACGUCAGUGAAGAUGCCGAGUUGAUAGCUAGUAAAAUCGAGCAUUUCUUGCAGGAGGUCGCAGCUCUACAUUCCAUUAACCCUAGAGAAAAUCCGGAAGUUGUGGACAACGUUCGAUCUGAUUUGCUGAUAGAUGGAAAACUGAACAUCUUUUCUCUGGAGACGAAGGUGAAGGAAUUGGAUAGAGCAGGCGACGAAAUUUUGACACAGAUCAGAACUUACAAUAAUGAGUUGGAGGAGAUCAAAAUGUGCCUGUUGAAGAAGGCUGAGGGUUUGAAAUCUAAAGUGGAUAAAAUGACACCGCGCGACUUGGUUUACGAUGACCAUCCCGAGGAUAAAAAGCAUAAGAAAUCAUGCAAUGCAUGCUUCAAAGAUGAACAAUCGUACGUGGAUGAAAUUGCUCAAUUGAAGCAGGAGCUGGCCAAAAAGAAGGAGGAGAUAAGGGCAAUACAUGGAGUGGGUUGCGAGGCUAUUCCUGAAUACGAGAAGGAGAUAGAGAAUUUACGAACGCAGUUAAAGCUGUUGCGAAAUGAAUUGGAUGAGUACAAGAAAGAGGUGGGAAGGGGGAAGGAGAAAUCGCAAAGCAUCUUUAUUGAAAAGGACGAUCAGCUUAAAAAAUCGAACUUGGAAUUGGGGUUGCUGAACGAGGAAUUUAGUAAGGUCAACGAGGAGUACACUAAGUUGCUUGAAGAUUACGACAAAAGCCAAGCGGAAAUUCAAAGAUUGAACGAUCAAAUUAUGGAAUUCUCUGACAAACAUAAAGAGAAGGAUUCAGCAAUCUGCAAGUUCAAAGAUACCUUCAAGGAUCUAACGGAAGAGCUGAAGAACGUCAUGGCAACAAAAUGCGCAUGCGAGGAAUUGCGGCUUAUAUUGAAGCAGAACGAGGAGAAGAUGCUGGAAUUACAGAAGGUCAAUGAUCAGUUAGAGACAGAGCUUGAAGGAUUCAAAGGAAAACUGACCAAAGCGAAUGAGACCAGCGAGUAUUUCAAUGAAAAAUUAGAGGAAGCUCUUUGUGAUUGUGAUAAGUACAAAGCGCAAAUUCACGAGGCAAAGAACUCCAAUGCUAAACUGAAGGCCACUUGCUGCAAACUGGAAGAGAUUGCUGAGCAGCACAGGAAGGCGAAGGAUAGUUACAAGAGGGAGUUUUGCGAGUACGUGAAAAAUUGUCCGUCAAAGUUGCCCACCAGCACGUGCAACAUACAAAGUCGUAGGAGGAUUAGUAAUAAGGUGUUGAUGGAUUCGAUGUGUUGCGAGAACACGAGGAAGAGCAAUGUCGCUCAGCCCGAUCUUCAACGCAUCAUCGCUGAAUGCGAACAGUACAAAUCGAAACUGGACAAAAUAAGCUUGAAGAUUCAGAGGCACGCAAAGGAACACGCCGAAUACAGGCAGGAAGCAGAGAACAAGAUCGUUGCAUUGACCAACGAAAAUGAGAAGCUCAAGAGGCAGGUCAUGGACGAAGGCUGUCCGAUAAUCAGAGGGAUGAAAUGCUGCGAUAAUGUUAAUAUUCAGCUUUGCGAGUUACGAGCAUUCGUCACUGCAGCCGAUGCCCAUCUGGAACAAAUCGUUACAGCAAAACUCAAAGCCAAAGAGAUUCUUGAGAAGCUGACCUACAAAACAUCUAGCGUCUGCCAAUACGUUUGCAAUUAUGACACGAUCAGCAUGGGCACGAGCACUAGGAAGAAAGAAAGCAAAAACGAGGACAUUAGCUUGAGGAUGUCCUUUGAAGUUGAAAACGAGAAAUCGAAGAACGUUUUUCCCAGCACCCAGAUGCUCAUGACUAACACCAGUAGCCUCGAGAAUCCUUUCGUUGGUGAUGCCGUCACCAUGACUGAAGAAGUUGAUGAAAUCAAAGACUAUUUGAAAUGCGUCAAGUGCAGUAAAUGCCCUGAAAAGUCUGAAUGCACUGUAUCCAAAGAACAGAAGACCAAAGACUCUUCAGCCGGCAAAGAGUGA